AUGGAGCAGAAUCAUGCAGAUGAAUUGGGAAAUCAAUCGGGCGAACAGAGCCCUUCGAAACAUCGUGGACAGGCCUCAUGUAAAGAAGUCAAUGCAUCGUGCAUCCCCCGAAGAUUCACCAUCGAGCCAAUCAACAAGGGUGGGGCAACAAACUUGUCCCAUGCCGCCAUCCCCAGCUAUGUCAGUACCUUGAAAAGGAAACGGGACGACUUGAAUGAUCAAAUCCAGCGGCAGCGAUCAUCGCGUCCCCGUAAUGCCCCCACUGAACGCCCACCAAGAUCUCGUCCUGCAUCACACCACAGGCAGGGAUAUCAGCAUGAGGCCGCACUCCUUGGACAAGAUGCCACGGAAUGUACGGUCCAGGCUGCGAUGGGGGAAAUCGGCUUUUUGUCGCGCAGUGCAAUGGCAGAACCACGUGACGAAACGGGUGGUUUCUCAGAAGAACUGGGAAUCGGACGCAUGAUUCGAGCUGCAUUGGCGCUGUCGGGUGCCACACCGUCAGAAUCAACCUUCAAUCCACACAGCCAGAUAAAUACUUGGACCAAUAACCCAGCGCUCCAUCUCCGCAGACAACAGGCUUUACCCUUUUUAACCAGUUUCUUGGAAACCAUCGGAUCCCAGUUCAUUCAUAUCGACUCAAAGAGCUUGUGCGCGGAUUUUGAUACUAUUUUCAGGGACUCCGAUGUUACGGUUGACGACGACCUUCCGAUUCCCGCUCCUAAGGCAUUCGUCGUUUACGUUUCUGUGGCCACCGGUGCCUUGCUUUCACAGGAAUCGGGUGGUCUUCACGGACUUGCGGCUGGUCUUCACCAAAAAGCCACGGCUCUUCUCCCGGGAAUCAUGACCGCUGGCAACAGGAUUCAUACAUUGCACUGCAUGCUCUCUCUAAUUCUUUACUCAAUGCAAAGUCCACAAGCCGGCUCAACCUGGCAUCUUGUUGGUCUGGCCAUGAAAAAGGCAAUUGCUUUUCGAUUCCACAGGGAUCCAGAUCCAUCAACAAAUGUACCUUUGAGUGCUCUCAUUAUGAGACGCAAUAUUUUUUGGAGUCUUUAUACUGUUGACCGAACGAUAAGCACAAUUAUGGAUCGGCCCUUUAACAUCGAAGAUGACGAGAUAACCAUAAAGGGCCCUGAAGAAUACAUCAACGACUCGCCCCAUAUGAACAAUACGUUGGCACGUCAUGCUAUCGCGCAUGCUCGCCUUAUAUCUGCAAUGCGGGAAGGCUCCCCAAAUAGCCUACUAUUCCACUAUAGUAAUCUGUGCUAUUGGAGAGACUUUGCCCGGGCGACAAAGUCACAACCCGGCGCAUCCAGCUCUACUCGAGGGGUCUUUAUCCAACUGUCAAGUAGAGCGAUGGUCGAGAUUUUGAAGUGGAACGGCUCCUCCAGAAUCCAACCCAGCACAAUCCACAAUGUACAGAGUCUCGAGUUGGAUAUUGUGGCCACCUGUUCGGAGUAUAUUGAAUAUGAGUAUCAGCGGUCCGACCGAGGUGAUUUCACAGGAGGGUCCGUGGAGGCAUACGAUAUCUUCGCAGCAGGUGCGAUCAUUAUUUGUGUCACUGGGACAUACCCCCCACCAUUCACCAAUGUGAGCAUUAUGGUGGGACAAUAUCCCCGGAAACCCACCGGACGGAUCCCGACGGCGAUUUUCCGAUACAUCGAAGACGUUGGCACAACUUCACGGUAA
This is a messenger RNA of Penicillium verhagenii, 1686 nucleotides long. RefSeq names its product fungal specific transcription factor domain-containing protein. The transcript is spliced from 6 exons. Gene Ontology annotation, biological process: positive regulation of transcription by RNA polymerase II; DNA-templated transcription. Gene Ontology annotation, molecular function: zinc ion binding; sequence-specific DNA binding; DNA-binding transcription factor activity, RNA polymerase II-specific. The coding region runs from base 1 to 1686 and encodes 561 amino acids. The record is from RefSeq and is a predicted model, not a curated record. Lineage: Eukaryota; Fungi; Ascomycota; Eurotiomycetes; Eurotiales; Aspergillaceae.